AUGGAAAUGCUUCUGUUUGGUAUCUGGACCCUACUGACAUUGAUCCCUUGCCCAGGGGCCAUAGAAGAGCUUUUUGAGGUUUCUGUUUGGCCAAAUCAGGCCCUAGUGGAAUUUGGACAGUCUCUAGUGAUCAACUGCAGCACAACCUGCCCAAAUCCAGGACCCAGUGGAAUUGAGACGUUCUUAAAGAAAAUCCAGGUGGGCAAAGGGCUUCAGUGGAAGGAGUUUCUCCUGGAAGAUGUCACAGAGAACUCUGUCCUGCAGUGCUUCUUCUCUUGUGCAGGGAUUCAAAAGGAUACAAGCCUGGACAUCAUUGUGUAUCAGCCACCAGAGCAGGUGAUCCUGGAGCUUCAGCCUGCAUGGGUGGCCGUGGAUGAAGCCUUUACAGUGAAGUGCCAAGUGCCCAGUGUGACACCCCUGGAGAACCUCACUCUUACUCUUCUCCAGGAUAAUGAAGAACUGCACAGAAAGAACUUUGUGAGCAUGACUGUGGCCUCUCAAAGAGCUGAGGUCACCAUCAGUGUCAGAGCCCAAAGGGAGAAUGACAGGUGUAAUUUCUCCUGCCAUGCAGAAUUGGAUUUGAGUUCACAAGGUGGAGGGCUCUUUCAUGGCAACUCGGCUAUCAAGCUACUCCGGAUCUUUGAAUUCUCUCAGAGCCCCCAGAUCUGGAUCUCUUCCCUUCUGGAGGUUGGGAUGGCAGAGACUGUGAGCUGUAAGGUGUCCAGGGUGUUUCCAGCCAAAGAAGUUAUAUUCCACAUGUUCCUGGGAGAUCAAGAGCUGAGCCCCUUCCUCUUCUGGAGAGAGGACACAGCAUGGGCCAAUGGCACUGUUCGGGCCAUGGAGACUGGUGAUCAGGAGCUGUCAUGCCUUGUGUCUCUGGGUCCAAUGGAACAGAAAACAAGAAAGUCCGUGUAUGUCUACAGUUUCCCUCCACCCAUCCUGGAGAUAGAAGAAUUAUAUCCUUUGGCAGGGACAGACAUUAAUGUGACCUGUUCAGGCCAUGUAUUAACAUCACCCAGCCCUAUUCUUCAGCUACAGGGAGCCCCAACCCUCUCUGCUCCUGGGGAGACUGUAUGGCUUCUACUUACUGCCAGGGAGGAAGAUGAUGGCCGAAAUUUCUCCUGUGAGGCUUCUUUGGAAGUACAGGGUCAGCGGUUGGUUAAAAACACUGUGACACAGCUUCAUGUCUUAUAUAAGCCAAGGUUAGAGGAAUCUGGUUGUCCUGGCAACCAGACAUGGGUAGAAGGAAUGGAGCAGAUGCUUACCUGUGUCCCAGAGGGAAAUCCAGUUCCAGCUUUGGAGUGUACUUGGAAUGGGAUGAUCAUUGACCUUGAAGUGCCACAGAAGGCAACCCAGAACCACACAGGCACCUACUGCUGCACGGCCACUAACAAGCUGGGCUCUGUCAGCAAAGAUAUUGAUGUCACUGUUGAAGGACUGGAUAAAGGAGUCAACUCAACUCUCUUCAUCAUCAUUGUCGUCCUUGGAGUGGGUGGCAUCACCUUAGCACUGUAUUUAAACUAUCGGCCCUGCAAAAUGAAGAGGAAGAAAUUGCCCUAUAGGCAGAAAAAGUAUAACAAAGAAGAAGAAGAAAAUCAGUUUGCUGUUCAACAAGCAGAAAAGUGCAAUUCACAUAAUUGUUGA
This is a messenger RNA of Urocitellus parryii (Arctic ground squirrel), 1644 nucleotides long. Its product is annotated as intercellular adhesion molecule 5. Gene Ontology annotation, cellular component: plasma membrane. NCBI's taxonomy places the organism in Eukaryota, Metazoa, Chordata, Mammalia, Rodentia, Sciuridae. Gene Ontology annotation, molecular function: integrin binding. The record is from RefSeq and is a predicted model, not a curated record. Gene Ontology annotation, biological process: cell-cell adhesion.